AUGGACGACUUGGGAAGCAGUAUGCCACUCGGCGGCGGCGACCAGAAAUCUAUUGUCAUGAAUCGAGUACGACAAGAAGCUGCCAUGACGAAUGCGCGGCAAUUGAUCGAGAAAGUCAACGAACACUGCUUCGACAAGUGUGUCCCCAAACCCGGAACCUCGUUAUCGAGCGGCGAGACGACCUGCUUCACACAGUGUAUGGAAAAGUACAUGGCGGCGUGGAAUACGGUUUCGAGACAGUAUAUUACGAGGAUUCAGCAGGAGAGCGGGAAGGCGCCUGGGAAUGGAGGGAUGUUCUAG
Molecule: messenger RNA, 300 nt
Organism: Glarea lozoyensis ATCC 20868
Lineage: Eukaryota; Fungi; Ascomycota; Leotiomycetes; Helotiales; Helotiaceae
Product: Tim10-like protein
Exons: 2
Coding region: 1-300 (99 amino acids)
Source: RefSeq, a predicted model, not a curated record